CAUAUUUUGCCCCGUCUCACACAGCUGUGUGUGACCACCGCUAAUGAGCGCAAGCAACUCAUCUGCACUGGGGAAGGCGUCGAAAAGACGAAGAUGGGAUGUCAAAACAAAAUGAUAGUAAAAGGCCACCUCCUCGAGCUCACCAGGCAGGUGACUGUGGGGACAUUCAAAAGAAAUGGCAACCUGACACACCUCAACUGGUCCUCUGACAUGGAAAAGCACUAGCAGUACUCCAAAGGCCCUUUCUCACUGUAGGAGAUUUAAGAGUCGCAAUAGAAAUGACUGCGGUAGAUGACCAGAAUGAUGGCGUCUCUCCAGGUUCAAGAUGGAGCCACUCUGUAUGUUGCUCCAGUAUGGUGCAUGCGCCAGCCAACACAGAGGCGCCAACAAGGAGCGAAUAAGGAGAAAGCUUCAUGGUCCUGGUUCUCAUUCUGAUGGCCUGAAGCUGAGCUGAGAUAGGUUCCAAAGUCACAGUGAGGAUGUCAUCCACAAAUGUGAUGAACCAGCAAAGCGCUCAGUCCUGCUGGUGGCUUCUGACAGAGACCCCACAUGCACGGGUGUACCGGACGAGGAGGUACCGUGUUUAAGGAGAUCUGGGGAAAAGCUUUCAGCCGCAGCAUUCUGAAACAGUGAGAACAUCUAUCAAUUCCCUAUAACAACACACCCCUUUGGGACCAUCUCUUAACAAAACUAUCAGAAUUGCUGGACACAUGUCACAGGUUGAGCAGGAGAUCUUACUUGUACAAAGGAAGAUGUCUGACCUUGAGUCAGUACUGCAGCAGAAGGACAUAGAGUUGAAGGCCUCCGAGACUCAAAGGACUAUCCUAGAACAGGACCUGGCAACCUACAUUACAGAGUGUAGUAGUUUGAAGCGAAGUUUGGAACAAGCUCGUAUGGAGGUGACACAGGAGGAUGACAAAGCAUUACAACUCCUCCAUGACAUCCGUGAGCAGAGCAACAAGCUUCAGGAAAUCAAAGAACAGGAAUAUCAUGCCCAGUUGGAGGAGAUGAGAGUUUCCAUCCGACAGCUGGAGGAGGACCUAUCGGCUGCUCGUCGUCGUAGCGACCUGUAUGAGGCAGAGUUAAAAGAAUCUCGGCAGAACAGUGAGGAAUUGAAGAGAAAGGCUGGAGACUAUCAGCAUCGAUUGCAGAAGGCCAAAGAGCAAGGAAAAGCAGAGGCAGAUGAACUCGUCACCAGGCUGGAAAAGACCAAUUCGGAGCAGCAGACCAAGCUCCAUGAUCUUCAAGAGAAGCUGGCCAAGGCAUUAAAAUCCAGUUCUGAAGCUGCAGACCAUCUCCAUAGCAUGAAGUUGGCCAAGGAGCGCAUGGAGCGAGAUCUUGAGAGGCUACAGAACAAGGAGGAAUCCAGUGACAGUCUGCGAAGACGUCUCCGUGAGACUGAGGAUGGUAGAAAAACACUCGAGAACCAGGUGAAAAGGCUUGAGAUUGUUGAGCGCCGUGAGACCAAAAUGAAGGAUGACAUCCAGAGCAAGGCCCAACAAAUUCAACAGAUGGCAGAUCAAAUUCUGGAACUUGAGGAAGGCCUGCGAGAUUCCCAAGCUACAGCACAGCGAUUGGAAACCCACCUGAAGCAGAAGGAGAAGCUCUAUGAAGACAAGAUUAAGGUGUUGGAGUCGCGAAUGAAGGCGGACAUGGCCGAUAAAGAAAUGCUGGAGUUUAGUCAGAGCAAAUAUGAGGAGGAGGUGCGGGAGAAAUGCAGCAUCAUCAGUGAACAGAAGGCGACUAUAAAUGCAAUGGAAUCUAAAAUGAGCAGCCUGGAGCAGAGAAUUGCUGAGUUGUCUGAGGCCAACAAACUAGCAGCCAACAGCAGUAUAUAUACCCAGAAAAACAUGAAAGCCCAGGAAGAGAUGAUCUCAGAGCUUCGCCAGCAGAAGUUCUACUUGGAGUCCCAGGCUGGCAAGUUGGAAGCCCAGAAUGCCAAACUGGAGGAGCAUCUCGAGAAAACGAGUCACCAAGAGCAUACCCACAAGAGUCGGGUCUUAGAGAUGGAAACCAGGCUCAGAGAGAUUGGACUAGAGCAUGAGGAACAGAAGCUGGAGAUCAAACGGCAGGUGACUGAGGUGACACUUUCAUUGCAAGAGCGCGAAGCCCAGAUCAACAACCUGCAGGCGGCUCGCCGCGCUUUGGAGAGCCAACUGCAGCAUGCCAAGACUGAGCUCGAAGAGACCACUGCUGAGGCUGAGGAGGAGAUCACUGUGCUCAGAGCGCAUAGAGAUGAGAUACAACGGAAAUAUGAUGCUUUGAGAGACAGCUGUGCGGUGAUCACUGACCUAGAGGAGCAGCUGACCUCCCUUACCCAGGAGAAUGCUGAGCUGAAUCGCCAGAACUUCUACCUGUCCAAGCAGCUAGAUGAAGCCUCUGACGAGAGAGAGGACCGACUGCAGCUCAGCCAAGAUGUGGACCAGCUGCGUCGAGAGGUGGCUGACCGAGAGAUGCACCUUAACAACCAAAAACAGAACCUUGAGACACUGAAGACCACAUGCACCAUGUUGGAGGAGCAAGUUCUGGAACUUGAGACAUUAAACGAUGAGCUUCUGGAGAAGGAGAGACAGUGGGAUGCCUGGCGGACAACUCUUGAAGAGGAAAAGAACCAGGCUGAGAGGAGGACUAGGGAGGUCCAAAGAAUGCUGGACACCGAGAAACAGAACAGACUUCGCGCUGAGCAGCGCAGCUCUGAGUCUCGUCAGGCUGUGGAGCAGGCCGUGACGGAGCACAAAGCCGAGAUGUUGGCGCUACAGCAGAUUCUCAAAGACCAGAAACUCAAAGCUGAGAGCCUUGCAGACACUUUGAACGAUUUGGAGAAGAAGCACGCCAUGUUGGAGAUGAAUGCGCGUAGUUUGCAGCAAAAGCUGGAGAGUGAGAGGGAUCUGAAACAGCGGCUGUUGGAUGAGCAAGAGAAGCUUCAGCAGCAGAUGGAUGCUCAGAAGGCACAUAUAUUUCGUCUGACCCAGGGCCUGCAAGAAGCCCUGGACCAAACUGACCUGCUGAAAACUGAGAGAACUGACCUGGAAUAUCAGCUGGAGAACAUCCAGCUCCACCUGCAGGCUGUCUACUCCCAUGAGAAGGUGAAAAUGGAGGGAACGAUCACCCAGCAGACGAAGCUCAUAGACUUCCUCCAAGCCCAGGCCCAUGGAGGUUCAAAGAAGAAAAAGGGUCUUUUUGGGCGUCGGCGCGAGGACCUGUUGGCUGCCAUGGCUGCUCAGGCGCAGGGACAGGGACAGAGUCAAGGCCAGGUCUCCCCUGUGUCCUCCAUCCAACCAGUUCCCCUGCAGUACAGUGACAUGAAGGUAGCGCUGGACAAAGAGCGAACUCGCUGUUCUGAGCUUGAGGAUGCUCUUCAGAAAAUGCGAGCAGAACUUCGGUCUCUAAGAGAAGAAGCUCUCCAAUAUAAGGAUCAUAACACCUCCACAAACCCAGCAACACCACGACAGCAGAUGAUGAUGUCGGCCAUGGUGAAGUCUCCUGACCACCAGCAGGUCCCGCCGAGCCUGAUGUCAUCCAACUCGGGGCGCAGGAAGGAGGUCGCAACACCUGAGGAAUAUAGCCGGCGAAUGAAAGACAGUCAGAGGGAACGAGACCGAGAGAGGGUGCACCACCACACCGCUCACCGCUUCACAGUGGGACUCAACAUGCGUGCCGCCAAGUGUACCGUGUGCCUGGACACGGUGCACUUUGGCCGACAAGCCGCCACUUGUCUCGAAUGCCACGCCCUGUGCCAUCCAAAAUGCUCUCCGUGCCUUCCAGCGACAUGUGGCAUGUCGAGCGACUGCUCUCUGCAUCUGUCCGAGGGCUUGUGUCGGGAGAAAGGCAACUCUUCCGGCCAGCAGCUCAAAGAUGCCAGUGGACACAUGCACCUGGAGGGAUGGAUGAAGCAGCCCAGAAAUGGAAAGCGAGGCCAAGGCUGGGAGAGGAAAUACGUGGUCCUGGAUGGGACCAAAGUGUCCAUUUAUGAGAUAGAACCCAGAGAAGAUUCGGUGAAGCCACUGGAGGAGUUUGACCUGUGCAUGUCUGAUGGAGAAGUGGAGGUUCACGGAGCAGUAGGGGCCACUGAGCUCCCCAACACAGCCAAAUCCGAUGUUCCAUAUGUGCUGAAGCUGGAAUCCCGUUGUCACCCACCUUGCUGGCCCGGGCAGUCCAUUUAUUUCAUGGCUCCCAGUUUCCCAGACAAGCAGCGCUGGGUGGGUGUCAUGGAAUCUGUUGUUGCCGGGGGGCGAGUCUCUCGGGAAAAGGCUGAGGCUGAUGCAAAGCUCCUGGGAAACUCUCUCUUGAAACUGGAAGGAGAUGACAGGCUUGAUAUCAACUGCACCCUUCCACUUACAGAUCAGAUAGUUCUGGUGGGCUCGGAGGAAGGUCUGUAUGCCCUCAAUGUGAUCAAGAACUCCCUGACUCACAUUCCUGGCCUGGGAUCAAUCUUUCAGAUCCAUGUCAUCAAGGAGAUGGAGAAACUGCUGAUGAUUGUUGGGGAUGAGAGGGCACUGUGCCUGGUGGAGAUCAAGAGAGUGAAGCAGUCUUUGGCCCAGUGCCACCUGCCCAGCCAGUCCGACCUGGCGCCGUACAUCUUUGAGACGGUGAAAGGAUGUCAUCUGUUUGCUGCCGGCAGAAUAGACAAUGGAUCCUGCAUCUGUGCUGCAAUGCCGAACAAGAUCACCAUUCUACGCUACAAUGACAAUCUGAGCAAAUACUGCAUUCGUAAGGAGAUUGAAACAAUGGAACCUUGCAGCUGCAUCCACCUGACGAGCUACAGCAUUAUCCUUGGCACCAACAAGUUCUAUGAGAUUGAGAUGAAGCAAUUCGUACUUGAAGAGUUCCUGGAUAAGAAUGACAUGUCACUGGCCUCAGCGGUGUUUGCUGCCUCAUCCCACAGCUUCCCCAUCGCCAUCAUGCAGGUGGCCAGCAGCAUCCAAAAGGACGAGUAUUUGCUGUGUUUCCAUGAGUUCGGUGUGUUCGUGGACACGUACGGACGGAGGAGCCGCACGGACGACAUCAAGUGGAGUCGCCUGCCGUUGUCCUUUGCUUACCGAGAGCCCUACCUAUUUGUCACCUACUUCAACUCACUGGAUGUCAUCGAGGUUCAGGGCCAUGCUGCUUUGGGACCUUUAGUGCUGGCCCACCUGGACAUCCCCAGCCCUCGCUAUCUGGGCCCAGCCAUCUCCUCCGGAGCUAUUUACCUGGCUUCGUCCUACCAGAACAAACUACGAGUCAUCUGCUGUAAGGGCAGCCUGAUCCGGGAGUCGGGAGAGCUCCAGAGGACUGGCUCCAGCAGAGGGAGCCCCAGCAAGCGAGGCCCUCCCACCUACUCGGAGCACAUCACCAAGCGCUUGACCUCGGGCCCCGGCAGCCACGACGGUCUGCAUCGAGAGCCGAGCACCCCUCACCGCUAUAGGGAGGGGCGCACCGAGUUCCGGCGGGACAAGUCUCCGGCGCGGCCCCUGGACAGAGAGAAGUCACCCGGCAGGAUACUGGACAGCCGCAGGGAGAGAUCUCCUGGACGCUUCGGAGAUAGCAACCGACUCGUCGCCGGUUCUGUGCGGACGCAGCUGGCCCCCAUUAACAAGGUGUGGGAUCAGUCGUCGGUGUGAGAGGUCGUCAGGGUUCCUUUUGGACAAGCGAACGAGUCACACUUGACUGACCCAAAUUGCCUGGAACAGUCACGAAUCUUCAUUCGACCAAACAAACCCGAGACACGCUUUUGAGGGGAACCACAUCGGACAGUAAAUUCGGUGGCAGGGAAAACACGUCAAGCAUCUAAUUUAUAAUAGAUCACCGGCGUUUAUGUAAAUAGUGCUUGGAGUUUUUAUAAAGGGAAAAGUCGGCCAGUAAAGCCAUGUCUAUUUUUUUGUAAAACAAGAGUUUCUAAAGACGUUGCAGGGAGACUCACACCCCGAUUAUAACCGAGUUGUAUUCACGGAAGUGAAGAACGGGUCGAAACAUUUUGCACACGAAUCAACGGGAUUUGAACGGGAUAUAAAAACUUACUGGGUGGUUUUCCUCCCCCACACUAAAUGUUAGGUUCUUUCUUCACUGUUAUCUUCUUUGAUAUUCACUCAUAUUUGCCGACAAUGUUGCCUUGUGUUGUUUCCAAAGCUGAGUGCUGCCCUCAUCUUGCUCCCGUUGGUCCACAGCAACUUCUGUCUGUGCAGUGACGUGUAGUAGAUGUCAGAGGUGUCGUUUCUUUAGUGCCCGUUCGACCACCUCAUCAGUGAGCAUGACAUACGGUAUUUAGAGCAGCUUAAUUCUUUCUCCUGGUUAUUUUCUGUCAACCUUUUGUUCAAUAACUAAACAAUGUUAGUGCUAGCUAAAGAUUUUCCUGAUUUUUAGAACUCUGCACAAGACAUUAAACAUAUUUGAAACCUG
Messenger RNA from Syngnathoides biaculeatus (alligator pipefish), 6375 nucleotides. RefSeq names its product citron Rho-interacting kinase. The transcript has 43 exons. Gene Ontology annotation, molecular function: protein serine/threonine kinase activity. The record is from RefSeq and is a predicted model, not a curated record. Gene Ontology annotation, biological process: peptidyl-threonine phosphorylation; actomyosin structure organization. The coding region runs from base 711 to 5600 and encodes 1629 amino acids. Lineage: Eukaryota; Metazoa; Chordata; Actinopteri; Syngnathiformes; Syngnathidae. Gene Ontology annotation, cellular component: cytoplasm; cytoskeleton.